Mauremys mutica (yellowpond turtle) is the source of this 2878-nucleotide messenger RNA. It is a transcript of the gene BLOC1S2, whose product is annotated as biogenesis of lysosomal organelles complex 1 subunit 2. Gene Ontology annotation, molecular function: gamma-tubulin binding. Gene Ontology annotation, cellular component: BORC complex; BLOC-1 complex; gamma-tubulin complex. The record is from RefSeq and is a predicted model, not a curated record. The transcript has 5 exons. Gene Ontology annotation, biological process: endosomal transport; lysosome localization. Lineage: Eukaryota; Metazoa; Chordata; Testudines; Geoemydidae. Bases 85 to 516 code for a protein of 143 amino acids.
GAGCGGGGGCGGGGCCGCGCUCGGCGAGUUCGGGGGAACGCGGAAGUGGCCGGGAUUUGUCUACCGGAGGGGGGGCCUGUCGCUAUGGCAACCGCCGCCGCUGCCGAGGGUCCGCCGGAGGCCCGGGUGCAAGUAGCCAAACAGGAUCCUGCUGUGGAGACAGCGGAGGAAGCUAAGGAACCAGCAGAAGCAGAUAUCAAUGAGCUUUGUAAGGAUAUGUUUAACAAAAUGGCCACUUACUUAACAGGUGAACUGACAGCCACCAGUGAAGACUACAAACUCCUGGAAAACAUGAACAAGCUGACUAGCUUGAAAUAUCUGGAAAUGAAAGAUAUUGCUGUAAACAUUAGUCGAAACCUGAAGGACCUAAAUCAAAAAUAUGCUGGUCUUCAGCCGUAUCUGGAACAAAUCAACUUAAUUGAAGAGCAAGUGGCAGCUCUUGAGCAGGCAGCCUACAAGCUAGAUGCCUAUUCGAAAAAGCUUGAAGCAAAGUACAAAAAACUGGAGAAACGAUGAAAUUCUACAACAAAAGGAUGCUUUUUCCUAAGAUACAAGAAUUGGGUCAUGACUCAGAUUGACUUAUCAAAUUCCUAAGGUUUGAACUGCACCAAACAUACAAGCUGUUAUUCUGGAAGAGCCGUGUAGCCAGGGGGAUGCCUUGGCUAAGGACUUGAGCGUAGCAGACAUCAAACUAGUAAUGUUGUUGUGUGUCUGUUCCUUCUAAGGCUAGAAAACCUUCCCUUUUCCUCAGAAGCCUGUUAUUUUACUGCCUAUUAUUGAGCUGUAGUCAAAAGCUGAAAUCUACUCUGAGCUCUUAUGAGUUGCCAUAUGACAGUUUUCACCUUUAAUACUUCCUGAGCUCCAUAGGUCCUAUAGCCUUGUAAAAAACUUCCUCCAUAGCCUACCACUACAUUCUCCUCUACAGCUGGAGGACCUGAAAUUCACCUUGUUCCAGUGCUUCCUUUUUCUCACUUAGAGCCGUGUGUCUAGCAUAAAUAUUCUUUCCAUCUGUACUGUCUAAAGAUCUGUUUUCAGAGGUGUGAGCAUUGUUUUGGAUCCUCUUAAAUUUGUCUUGGUAUCCAGAUUUCCUGUUGAAAGGGGAAUAAUAGUUAUAGCUUUACAGUUAAACUUUUCUCUAUCGCAAAUGUCUUGAAAUUAACUCAGAUUUUGUUUCUGAGAACUGGUUUCUCAUGCUUUAUGCAAGUUUAUCCUUUUAAUGUAGCUGAGAACAGAAAUAUCUAACAGUCAUUUUGAUUUAGAGAUCACAGGAGAAGAUGAUAUUUAAGACCAAUUCUGUAUUUUGAUGAGAUUCUUUGGAAGUUAAGCUACAUUUGGAAAAAGGCACUUAUUCUGGAAUAAGUUGUUGACAAUUUAUCCCAGAAUAACUCCAUAUGUAGACAAGCCUUAAAUAAAUAUGUAAUGGGCUAGAAAAGCUAAGAUCUUGCAUUAUGAAAACAAGUGGUGAUUCAUAUAAUCAGUUUCAUUGAGAUAUUUCUCAAUGAUACUAGGAGAUUGCAUCUUGUCUAAAUGAGUUGUAUAGACCUCCCUGCAAGUUAAGGUACUACUUAUCUGCCUUUUAGUGAUCUAAAAGCAAACUUUCAAUGGAUGGGACACUAAUAUUUAUGGUGUGUCUGCUACCUAGCGUGGGUACCAGAUAAUGAGUGUUUGGUUCCUAUCUGAAAAUAAGUGGUUACAUUUGUAACAGUGGGAUAUGACCAUUACAAGUAAAAGCCAGAUCUGUCAAUUCCUGAGUUUUAGAGAGGUGGUAUAGGAGGGCAGACCAAGCUUCAGGACAAAGAAUGCCCACACAGAUAAUCAAAAGAGGUUAACUAUAACAAACUUUCCACUACAUUUAUCAAUUUCUUGUUGCCCUUCUCCCUUUAGAAUAUUUGAUCCUUGGUCUUCUAUGUGUCCCCUGUUAAAGGAGAAGUAAGUUGUAUUCAGUUUAUAACUAAUCAAAGGGUUGUGGACUUAGCACAAUCAGGUCUCAAGCCCUGGUGUGCUACCCUAAGAUAUUAUACUAUAAAAGCAUUUCCCCAACCUUGGCUGAGUAUUUCCCACAGGGAAAAGUGGACAUUUCACUUGUAGUUAUUACAGAUGGAUUUCUUUAAGUAUCAACCUUUUUCUUUAAUCAUAUAUAGUCUUGAGCAUUUUUUUUUUUAAAUAAACUUUCAGCUUAGGAACUGAAUGCUGAAGUUUGCCCUCAAGGUGUUUCAGGUUGAGGGAGAAGCUUGCUUUCUGGAUGAAGAGUGAGGAGCAGUAGUGGAAGCUUGCUCUCUAACUUUGCAGAGCUAAAAUUUGUUAUAGCAGCACUGUAAGUGAAAGCAUACACACCCUACAAAGCAUGUGGACAAGGGGGAAUCCACUGGGUAUAGUGUGCUUAGACUUUCAGAAAGCCUUUGACAAGGUCCCUCACCAAAGGCUCUUAACAUAAUCUAUCAUGGGAUAAGAGGGAAGGUCUUCUCAGAUUGGUAACUGGUUAAAAAGAUAGGAAUACAUGGUGAGUUUUCAGAAUGGAGAGAGGUAAAUAGUAGUAUCCCCUAGGGGGUCUAUACUGGGCCCAGUCCUAUUUAACAUUCAUAAGUGAUAUAGGUGGCAAAAGCUGCAGAUGAUACAAAAACUACUCAAGAUAGUUAAGUCCCAGGCAGACUGUGUAGAGCACAAAAGAUCUCAAAACUGGGUGACUGGACAACAAAAUGACAGAUGAAAUUCAGUGUUGAUAAAUGCAAAGUAAUAUAAAAAUCUUAUGUAUAGUUUGGAAAACAAUGAUGGGGAUCUAAAUUAGCUGUUGCCACUCAAAGAUCUUGAGUCAUUGUGGAUAGUUCGCUGAAAACACCCACUCAAUGUGCAGUAGUGGUCAAAAAAGCAAGCAAUGUUG